CAGUCAGAAAGUCGUCAGUUUUCAUCUACACUCAACAUGGAUCAGUUGCCAGCAACGUUUGUGAAAGGUUUUCACGAUGAAGAAAGUGUCCGGAAAAUGCAGUAUAAUUUAUUAGGAAAAACUGGGCUACGCGUAUCGAAAAUAGGAUUCGGAUCCGCACCCUUUAGUGCACUCUUUGGAAAAUUCGACGAAACGGAAGGCAUUCGUGCGGUACACUUGGCGUUGCGCAAAGGAAUCAACUAUCUCGAUACGGCCCCCUUCUACGGUCAGGGUCGUUCCGAAGAGGUUCUUGGAAAGGCGUUGAAGGAUGUGCCUCGUCAGGCGUACUACGUUGCAACAAAGGUGGCCCGUUACGAGAAGGACUACGCGCGCAUGUUCGACCACAGUGCCCAAAAGACGCGCGAGAGCCUGGAGAAAAGUUUGAAGCUGCUCGGAGUGGGUUAUCUGGAUGUGGUUCAGAUCCACGAUGUGGAAUUUGCACCUGAUUUGAGUGUCAUAUGGAAUGAGACUUUGCCCACUUUGGAGAAAAUGAGAGAUGAAGGAAAGCUCCGAUUCAUUGGAAUAACAGGAUAUCCUCUGGACGUUCUUAAACAAGGAAUAACCGGAGCUCCUGGACGUUUUGAUACUGUUCUUAGUUAUAGCCGUUACACACUGAUUGAUGAUUCGUUAGCAAAAUAUCUUCCAUUUUUCGAGAAAAACAACUUGGGGAUAGUUUGUGCUGCUGGUCAUGCCAUGGGGAUGCUGACCAAUGCGGGACCUCAAUCGUGGCAUCCGGCUCAUGAGCAUACAAAGCAGAUCUGUUGGGAGGCGAGCGAGUACUGUAAGCAGCAAGGAGUUGAACUGGGCAAACUAGCCAUGUAUCAUUUUAUUCAACUUGACGGACCGGCCACGUUUCUCGCGGGAAUACAAACGGAGCAUUUGGUGGACAUCAAUUUGAAGGCGUUUUUCAGUGGUCUGACUGAAAAGGAGCGGAAUGUUUUGAAUUAUUUGGAACAGAGUGUGUUCCCGAAAAUUGAGCAUUUUAACUGGGAAGGUGUUGAAUUGCAACGUUAUUGGGAAGGUAUAAAUUCAGUGAAGAAAUAAUUCAAGAGAACUUGUUAAAAACCAUUUUAAUUAAAAAAAAAAUGUUUCGAUUUUAGAAAUAUUGCAUGAUCAAAACAUGUCACAGAAUAUUUGCAUGAAAUUAUAUAAAAUAAUGAUAUAAAAUUUUAA
Culex pipiens pallens (northern house mosquito) is the source of this 1212-nucleotide messenger RNA. RefSeq lists its product as uncharacterized. Gene Ontology annotation, cellular component: cytosol. The record is from RefSeq and is a predicted model, not a curated record. NCBI's taxonomy places the organism in Eukaryota, Metazoa, Arthropoda, Insecta, Diptera, Culicidae. The coding region runs from base 37 to 1083 and encodes 348 amino acids. The transcript is spliced from 3 exons. Gene Ontology annotation, molecular function: L-galactose dehydrogenase activity.